AUGUACUCUCGAAACCUUGCCUCAAUCGCCUCGCGCGUGUGGCCCGGACGUUAUGACUCCAUACGGCCGGCUGGCCAAAUGGCCGCCCUCAGCCUCGGCCUCUGCCAGGGGCCCGACCGGGAGCACCCCCGGCCGGCCGGGCUCGCCGGUCUCCCCGUCCGCCGGCAUCACACCCUGCUGGACCGGUGGCCGGGCUUCGGGCAGUUCGCCCCGGAGGCCAGUCGCCCCGGCGCCCGGCCCUACUCGGCGGCCACCGCCUCGUCCCCCAAGGUCGGGGCCGUCCUGCCGGUCGACACCAUUCCGGCCCCCUGUGUGGCCGCCCCGAUUGAGGGGCGGUCCACCACCACCCGCCAGGGGCCCGCUUCGUCCUCAUCUUCACAUUCCUCCGCCGACUCCUCCGGCUCCUCGAGCGCCGACUCCUCCGGCCCCGAGGACCUGGCCUCCGACCCGACGCUCUAUGUGCCCACCGACCCGCACGACAAGUACGAGCACCUGGUCAAGGCCGACCCCUUCGCCAAUCACCCGCGCCUGGAGCUUCCGCUCUCAUCGUCGGCCGAUGACCCGGUCGGCGUGGCCAGUCGCCUGCGCUCGCAUGGGGUGAGCUUCGCCGGGCCGGCGGCCGCUGCGGCGGCGGCCGCCGCCGGCGUCACCCCCCACCGGCGCCCGGCAUCCGCCCACUCGGUGGUCACCGGCCACCAGGAGGUCACCAAUGCCAAGCAGAUGCCGCACUUCGGCAACCGCGCCUGGUCGGUGUCGCCCUCGCCGUUGCACGUCUACGGUGGCGGCUAUGGGGCCUCCCUCGGCGGCGGGGCUUCGUCUGCCACGCCGGACAGUGCCUCCGACUCGGAGUCCGACUCGGACGUCACCUUCAUCCAGGGCGAUGUCGACCCGGAGAAGGCCGUCCGCCGGAUCCGCCGCCGCCUGCGCGCCCUCCGCCUGGCGGACAUCGACCCGGUCCUGGCCGACAAGAUCCGCCACUAUGCCUCCUUCCCCCAGCGCAGCGUCACCCUGCGGCAAAUGGCCGAGUUCGGUGCGUGGUCUUUCUUGAUCCUCUCGGCCUCCGAAAAUGGCGAGGCCCUCUACAGCGAGACCCUGCAUGAUCUGUCGCACGACUGCCUGCCGGACAAUGUGGCCGAGGUCAAUGACCGCUUCGUCGAGCUGAUCGACAAAAUCAAAAACCGCCACAAUCUGGUGAUGACGUCCAUCGCCGAGGGCAUCAUCGAGUGGAAGCGCAGCCACCGGCAGCCGAUCAUCAACUCGGCCAUCCAAUCCUUCCUGGACCAGUUCUUCAUGGCCCGCAUCGGCAUUCGCUUCCUCAUCGGCCAGCACAUCGCCCUCAGUCGGCCGGAGAGCCUGCCCGCCGCGCAUGGGGGCCCCGGCGGCGGCCGGCGCUUCGUUGGCAUGAUCAUGCCCCACAUGCGGGUGUCAGAAAUCAUCGACCAGGCCAUCUCCGACGCGCAGAACAUUUGCGAGGCCCACUUCGACCUGUUCACCGCCCCGCCGAUCGUGCUCUCCUGCGACCCGGACCUCACGCUCACCUAUGUCCCGUCGCACCUGCACUACAUGAUCUUCGAGAUCCUGAAGAACAGCCUGCGCGCGGUGGUCGAGCGCCACGGCGGCCCGGAGCCCUGGCGCCUGACCUCCGACCAGUUCCCCCCGAUCACCAUCACCGUGGUCCGCGGCCAGGAGGAUGUCACCAUCCGCGUGUCCGACCAGGGGGGCGGCAUCCCCCGGAGUGGCCUUCGCCGGGUGUGGACAUACCUCUACACCACGGCCGCCGAGCCCCCGGCCCCCGGGCGCGGCUACUAUCGCCAGGCCGGCGACGGCCUCGACCCGGCGGCGGCCGCCGCCGACGGGGUGGAUGCCUCCGGCGCCGGCCAGAAGACCCCGAUGGCGGGCUUCGGCUACGGCCUCCCGCUGGCCCGUUUGUACUCGCGCUAUCUCAAUGGCGACCUGCGCAUCGUGUCCAUGGACGGCGAGGGCACAGACAUCUACAUCCAUCUGCCGCUCAAGGCCACCGGGCUCGAGCCCCUGCCUUGA
Fonticula alba is the source of this 2040-nucleotide messenger RNA. RefSeq lists its product as hypothetical. Gene Ontology annotation, biological process: protein phosphorylation; regulation of glucose metabolic process. Gene Ontology annotation, cellular component: mitochondrion. The transcript has 6 exons. The coding region runs from base 1 to 2040 and encodes 679 amino acids. NCBI's taxonomy places the organism in Eukaryota, Rotosphaerida, Fonticulaceae. Gene Ontology annotation, molecular function: pyruvate dehydrogenase (acetyl-transferring) kinase activity. The record is from RefSeq and is a predicted model, not a curated record.